AUGGGCUUUCCUUUCUCUCCAGUCCUGGCAAACCUGUUCAUGGAGUACUUCGAGUCUGAGCCAACCGUCCAAUUGGCUAAAGUAUAUCGUCGACGUCUUUACUCUCUGGCCUCAAGUUUGGGCAGUGGAUUACCCAACGCCCGUGGACAGACGUUCUCAUCGCUGUUGAUGUGGAGGGACAAGUGGCACAACCACCCCUCGGCUGUCAUCCGCUCACUUGUUCCAACUGUUAGCCAGUUUCAGGUCCUUCAGAAGAUGAAAAGAAUCCGCGUCAAUAGAGCCACCACCCCCUUCACCUUGCCUAUGCGCCUCAUCAAGGAGUUUGCAACGGAACUUGCCACCCCUCUUACCUCCAUAGUCAACGUCUCACUGCAACAGUGUAAGUGCCCAUCACAAUGGAAGACCGCACUACGACUCAUCGCCAUUACUCACUUGCCCAGCCUGUUGUGUGAAAGCUUUGUCGCCGACUGGGCCAACCAGGACCUCGCGCUCAGCGUUGACACUCGGCAGUUCGGCAACAUGAGAUCCUCCGCUGCACACUGCCUCAUCAUCUUCCUCGAGUUCGUCACUGCCCACCUCCAUAAACGCAAAUCCUCCGUCACCACCAUCUUCAUAGACUUCAGGAAAGCCUUCGACCUGGUGGACCACACCACAGUCAUCUCAAAAGCUUCUGCGGGCAUCAAGGAGUGCCUCAUCCUCUUGCUGGCAAACUUUCUUUCCAAAAGGCGUCAAGCUAUGCGCGUGCAGGGUCAAGUUUCCAGCCUCUUGCUACCCACGUGCGGAGUCCUACAGAGGACUAGAAUGGGCCCCUGUGCUUCCUCGUCAUGA
Penaeus monodon (black tiger shrimp) is the source of this 828-nucleotide messenger RNA. RefSeq lists its product as uncharacterized. The coding region runs from base 1 to 828 and encodes 275 amino acids. NCBI's taxonomy places the organism in Eukaryota, Metazoa, Arthropoda, Malacostraca, Decapoda, Penaeidae. The record is from RefSeq and is a predicted model, not a curated record. The transcript is spliced from 3 exons.